AUGUCCGCCGACCUGUACGGGUUCCUCUCCUCGUCGCGCACCGACAGUAUUCUGGCAACCCAUCCGAACAGAUUAUUUUCUACGCUUGACGUUCCAUCUGAAUGGGAUCCUUGGUGGGCUUGGGCAGGCGAGGCGCCGCCAGACAAUUCAUCUGAGCCCAAAUGGCUCCUUCUUUUGCGAUACUAUGCACGAACUCAGAACGAGCAGGGAGAUGAGGCGCGCUACUCGAUCCCCAAAGAGGUGGAAUUGUUCAUCGAUAUGGCACGGCGGUUGCAAGUCUCUCGUGAAAUGGGCGGGCAGGCACUGUCGGUUUUAUGCUAUGCCAGAUACUCUGAUGCAGCUGUCAAACCCUCAAAUCAUGACGAGUCACAAGCCCCCACAUCCUCGCAGGAUCGAAUGUUCGGCAUGUCCCCCAAGAAAGCACAUGAAAUCACCCGCAUGUCAGGAUUCGUCGCCCAGUUUCUUUUAUCAUCGCCAGAGCUAGCCAGUCUGAGGCAUGCAGUCGACGUUGGAGCGGGACAGGCAUAUCUCUCGCGCGCGAUGAGGGACGAACUGGGCCUCCAUGUCCUUGCCCUAGAUUGGAGUGACGUUCAAAGCAAAGGCGCGGCUCGUAGAGAAAACAUCGGGCCGAAGAAGAGAAAGAAGGCGCCUGGUCGACCAGCGGACGGUCCCAGCUCCGACGAAAAGAAGGCAGAUUCAUCAACAGGAGGAGGAGUAUUAGAUGAGCACGGGGCACCGAAAGGCUCUUUAACAUACAAGACACUCGAGAUACGGUCAGACUCCUUAUUGUCCGCCGUCGACGAAUGGGCCGAAGAGAUGCAGGGAACGCGCGAGGCAGAUGCCCCGCCCCUCCCAAUGCUUUUCGUCGCCUUACACGCAUGCGGCUCUCUGACGCCAAACGUCCUGCGUGCUCUCAUCUCCCGUCUGCAUUCGACCGAGCCGAGACGACUGUGGAUCCCGUGUGCAGCAGUCAUCGUUGGGUGCUGCUACAACCUGUUAGAGGCGGAUGACUUCCCGUUAUCUGGGCGUCUUGUUGCACUGUCCAAGGAACUACCUUUAAUCUUCACGCCGAACCAUCUGCACCUCGCCGCACAGACUCCAGGGCAAUGGCUCCGCACGACAGAGACCCUCGACGCUGCCAAGCUCGCCGUCCGCAAGGUUGUCUGGCGUGCCCUUCUCCAAGGCAUCCUCGAGAAGCACGACGCGUCGUCUACACCUUCCGACAGCCACACUGACCUAGACGAAACCGCCGUCAUCAACGGCGAGACGCCCGCCCUGAGGCGUCUGGGGAGGCUCAACGACUCGGCGUACGUGGACUGGGAGACGUUCGUGGAGCGCGCGCAGGAUCGCCUUGGUGUGAGGCUGGAUCCGGCUUCGUGCACGAAGGACGCUACUAUGGAGAGCCGGCUGGAGGUGUUCCAGGUCUUGCGGUGUAUAUUGGGGCCUGUGACUGAGAGCCUUAUACUGCUUGAUAGAGAGGAAUGGUUGCGGGAUCAGUUGGAGGGUACGGGCAUGGACGUGCGUUUGGUGAAUCUGUUCGAUCAAGCCUCCGGAAGCGCACGGAAUGUGGCAGCAGUCAUCUCUCCCGAAAGGACAAACGUAAUUGAGGUGCGUCUUGUGACGAUUGUGUAUGCAACCCGUCAUCGCUCACGUGUUACCAGGAUCGUAGGAAAGCCCGCAAGCACAUUGUUGAGUAUUAGGCAGAGACAAGAUAUUAAAGCACUAGUUCGCUAA
Messenger RNA from Rhodofomes roseus, 1734 nucleotides. RefSeq names its product methyltransferase domain-containing protein. Lineage: Eukaryota; Fungi; Basidiomycota; Agaricomycetes; Polyporales; Fomitopsidaceae. The coding region runs from base 1 to 1734 and encodes 577 amino acids. The record is from RefSeq and is a predicted model, not a curated record. The transcript has 5 exons.